Drosophila nasuta is the source of this 773-nucleotide messenger RNA. RefSeq names its product zinc finger HIT domain-containing protein 3. Lineage: Eukaryota; Metazoa; Arthropoda; Insecta; Diptera; Drosophilidae. The transcript is spliced from 3 exons. The record is from RefSeq and is a predicted model, not a curated record. The coding region runs from base 307 to 759 and encodes 150 amino acids. Gene Ontology annotation, molecular function: protein binding.
CUUUAUUUCCCCCUUAUUUUCGUAAAGUAUAAACAUAUACAUAGAAAUUAUUUUUCUUUAAACUGUGUCAAUAUGAAAGGAAACAAAAUUAUGAUGUUCGUAUUUUUAUGCAUUUUGCAUUUCACAUUGAACUUUUUCAGACUUUACCGCCGCAAAUUGAAAACGGAUGCAGAGAUGAAAAGACGCGGCAUAGUAUACUAAACAGUUAUUGAAUGAUUCCACGGCAUUCAUAAUACGAAAUAGACGGCCUGAAACAUUCAACAGCUGUUUAGUAUUGGAAGCACGCGAUUUAUCAAUUUCAAAACAAUGGAGUGUGUGAGUUGCCCAAAUUUAACAAACAAAUACAAAUGCAGCAAAUGCAUAGCUCCCUAUUGCUCUGUAAAUUGCUAUAAGAAACACAAGGAAUCAACGCAAUGCGAGGAACUCGCAGCUGCACAACGAGAAAAGGGUAGCCGCAAAGCAGAUAAUAGUCAAUCAUCAGUAGAGCAGGAGCCAACAUUGUAUGCUCCAUUCAGCACGGAAGAUACCAUUCCCCUUGCAUUGCUACAGAAAUUAAACAAUUGCGAGCCAUUGCGCCAACUGCUCUUGAAUCCCCAUUUGCGUGCACUGUUGCAGCAGAUUGAUGUGGCACACAAUGCCAACCUAACCAUGACAGCCGCCAUGCAGGAGCCCCUAUUUAUCGAAUUUGCCAAUGCAUGUCUGCAAGUUGUUGAGCCCUUAAGUGAUGCAGAACGCGCUGAAUUGCAAUUGUCCAGUUGAUGUAAACUGAGCAA